AUUACCUUUUUGACCCUCAAUUUCCAAAAACCCAAAACCCCGUAACUCUGUAUCUUCACCACUGCAGCCAUUCAGCUUCAUUCUUCAACGCGAGCAAAAUCUAGCGGCUUUCCGGUCAGUUCUUCUCCAUGGCCCUGAGAGGUGUGUGGCAGCUUCAAAAGCUGAUUGUGAGCUAUAGUGAUUGGGGAGGAAGUAGCAGGGGCAUCAGGGCAUUUAUGGAGUCAAAGUUGCCUGCAUUUAAAGAGAGCAACCCUCAGCUCGAGGUGGUUACUGAACAUAUUCGCGGACAGCAUCCACAUUUGAAGGCCAUUUACAGGAACCAUAACCAGCGGGUGGUAUGUGUAAAGAAUUUGACUCCGGAAGAGAUACUUCUGCAAGCAACCAGGCUAAGGAAUGCAUUGGGAAGAAAAGUGAUAAAACUGAAGACAAGACAUGUAACCAAGCAUCCAAGUGUUCAAGGUACAUGGACGACUGACAAGAAAUUUUGAGCGACAAGAAAAUUAAAUCCAUUAAAAGCUGUUUAGUUCAUCUUUUUCUUUGUUUUAUUCCUGUGGAAGAUACUCUCCUAAGUGAAUCUGCUAACUUGGUCAUAUUCUAUGAUUCAAUACCUUUCGAAGAUGUUUCUUUCCAGACUUGAUCGCCUAUUUAUCGCUUUGAAAAAGCAGAACAUGUGUUUUGUUAUUUUCUACUGUGAUAAAUUAUCUGCACGGUCACAUGAAGCCAAAUGAACAACUUGAGAUUUACUUUGAUGAAUACUAUGUGGUUCUGUAGAUUCCCACCUGGAAAAAUGUAGUUUAUAGUUACA
This is a messenger RNA of Pistacia vera, 805 nucleotides long. Its product is annotated as 54S ribosomal protein L51, mitochondrial-like. Bases 129 to 488 code for a protein of 119 amino acids. The record is from RefSeq and is a predicted model, not a curated record. Lineage: Eukaryota; Viridiplantae; Streptophyta; Magnoliopsida; Sapindales; Anacardiaceae. Gene Ontology annotation, cellular component: mitochondrial large ribosomal subunit. The transcript is spliced from 4 exons. Gene Ontology annotation, biological process: mitochondrial translation. Gene Ontology annotation, molecular function: structural constituent of ribosome.